AAAGGCUGGGGCGCCGCACUCUACUCUAGCAGCAGAGCUAAUCUGAGUGACUGAGACGGGAAAGAGACGAGAGAUACGGCUGGGGACAGAGAAACCCGUCUGCACGGACAGAGGGACAGUCAGCCCGGACAGACACACAGACAAUCAACCGGGACAGCCUCACCGCCCAGACGGGGUUUGGACAAUCCUAGCCUAGCCGACAUGAUGUACCAGGGCUUCACCACCGACUAUGACGCGUCUUCUUCCCGCUGCAGCAGUGCUUCUCCGGCCGGGGAUAGCCUCACCUACUACACUUCCCCGGCUGAUUCCUUUUCCAGCAUGGGCUCGCCUGUCAACCAGCAGGAUUUCUGCACGGAUCUCACUGUCUCCAGUGCCAACUUCGUACCGACAGUGACUGCCAUCUCCACAAGUCCAGAUCUGCAAUGGCUGGUGCAGCCCACCUUAAUCUCUUCAGUGGCACCAUCCCAGAACCGGGCCCAUCCCUACGGGGUCCCUACUUCUCCAGCCAGCGCCUAUUCGAGGGCUGGCAUUGUCAAAAGUACAGGAGGCAGAGGGCAAAGCAUUGGCAGAAGGGGCAAAAUCGAACAGCUGUCCCCAGAGGAAGAGGAAAAGAGAAGGAUCAGGAGGGAAAGGAACAAGAUGGCAGCAGCUAAGUGCCGCAACCGGAGGAGAGAACUGACAGACACGCUGCAAGCGGAGACAGAUCAGCUGGAGGAGGAGAAGUCCACGCUGCAGACUGAGAUCGCUAACCUGCUGAAGGAGAAGGAGAAGCUCGAGUUCAUCCUGGCUGCGCACCGGCCAGCUUGCAAGAUCCCCGAGGAGCUGCAGUUCUCCGAGGAGCUCACUGUCUCCUCGCUGGACCUCAGCGGCCUGGGCGAGGCGCCUGUGCCCAGCCCCCCGGAGUCUGAGGAGGCCGCCUUCGCCCUGCCCAUGCUGCCGGAGGCCGCUCAGCCCGAGCCCCUCCCUGAGCCUCCCAAAGCAAGCAGCAGCCUGGAGCUGAAGCCCGAGCCCUUCGAUGAAUUUCUCUUCCCGCACUCGUCCCGAGAGACUGCCCGCUCCGUGCCCGACAUGGACCUGUCCGGCUCUUCAUCCUUCUACACGGCGGACUGGGAGCCCCUGGCGGCCGGGGCGUGCGGGGAGCUGGAGCCGCUCUGCACCCCGGUGGUGACCUGCACCCCCUGCCCCAGCACUUACACCUCUACUUUCGUCUUCACCUACCCCGAAGCCGACUCCUUCCCCAGCUGUGCAGCCGCGCACAGGAAGGGCAGUAGCAGCAACGAGCCCUCCUCCGACUCGCUCAGCUCCCCGACCCUGCUGGCCUUGUGAGGGGCCGCAGCUCCAGGGCACUGACUGCAGGGCGAGGGGCGAACACGGCGGAACCCGAGCCUCCUAGCUGCUGCUGCUGUGUGUGGGGGGCCUUUCACUGCAAAAGAUCCACCUUCUUCCUGGGGGGGUUCCCGGAGCGCUACACCCCAGACCUGGGGAGGGCAAAGCGUCUUUCUCCCCCUGGGCGAGCGUAGGCCGGUCCGGCUCUAAAGGACCCUGCGAAGUGAUCCGCAGCCAGGCCUCAGACCUCUUCCAGAGAUGUAGCAAAUAGCAUGGAGUUUGUCUUGUCCCCAGUGACCCAUCCAUGAGAGCUGGUAGUCUGUAGCAUGUCCAACAUGGCUGGGUUGGUGACUCCCCUUCCCUACUUAGUAUUCACUAGCAUUAAUUAAUCUCUUGGUUUAAUGAUUGGAAUUUAACCUGGUGCUGGGUAUCUCCAACUCGUAUCUAGUGCAGCUGAUUUAACAAUAACUACUGUGUUCCUGGCAAUAUCGUGUUCUGAUGACUUUAGCAAUGACCCAUCUUAACUGGGAAAAGAGACUAUAUCUUAUUUUCUAGUAGAUAGAGAUAAAUAGCUAUAUCCAUGUACUGUAGUUCUCCUACAUCAAUGUUCAUUGUAACUGUACUGAUCAUGCGUUGUUGAGGUGAUCUGGAUGUUCUGACAUAAGUUUUCCAUGAAAACGUUUUUAUUGUGUCUUUAAUUUAUUUAUUAAGAUGGAUUCUCAGAUAUUUAUAUUUUUAUUUUAUUUUUUUCUACCUUAAGGUCUUUUUGACAUGUGGAAAGUGAAUUUGGAUGAAACUUAAGCAUUGUUUGCUUAUUAUUGUUCAGAGACAUUGUCAAUAAAAGCAUUUAAGUUGAAUGCUA
Molecule: messenger RNA, 2188 nt
Organism: Trachemys scripta elegans
Lineage: Eukaryota; Metazoa; Chordata; Testudines; Emydidae
Gene: FOS
Product: Fos proto-oncogene, AP-1 transcription factor subunit
Exons: 4
Coding region: 202-1326 (374 amino acids)
Biological process (GO): regulation of transcription by RNA polymerase II
Cellular component (GO): nucleus
Molecular function (GO): DNA-binding transcription factor activity, RNA polymerase II-specific; RNA polymerase II cis-regulatory region sequence-specific DNA binding
Source: RefSeq, a predicted model, not a curated record